This is a messenger RNA of Spodoptera frugiperda (fall armyworm), 4288 nucleotides long. RefSeq names its product protein Son (gene Son). Bases 162 to 2342 code for a protein of 726 amino acids. The transcript is spliced from 12 exons. NCBI's taxonomy places the organism in Eukaryota, Metazoa, Arthropoda, Insecta, Lepidoptera, Noctuidae. The record is from RefSeq and is a predicted model, not a curated record. Gene Ontology annotation, molecular function: RNA binding. Gene Ontology annotation, biological process: regulation of cell cycle; regulation of mRNA splicing, via spliceosome.
UCUGUCAUUGUCAAAGAAGUGCAUCAUGGCGACGGCAGACCACGAAUGUUUGAUUCAAUAAUCAAUGACUGUUUUACGUUGCUAUAUUGUUAAUUAUUACUUGUUGUAGUGUGACGAACCUUGUUAUGUCUACUGAACGUUAAAACUAAUUUGAUAAGACUAUGACGAGCUUGAUAGAUAAAAUUGAACAACUAAUAAAACGUGAAAAAACAACACCCGAGCGUAAAAAAGAUGACUCGAAAAAGUCAUCAAGUGAGAUUCUCUCGGAAUUGUUUAGUGCUUUUAACGCGGAUCCGCCGAAGAUAGAUGAAGUUCCUUCUAAAAAAUCAAAGAAGAGUAAGAAGAAGCAUAAGAAAGAAAAGAAGAAACGCAGCCGCAGUUCUAGCAGCGACAGCUCGGACGAUAGUGAGUACACACAUAAACGGAAAAAGCGAAAAAAGAGUAAGUCUAAGAAACGUGCUAGAGAGAGCCGGUCUCCUUCAUACCCAUACCCACUAACACCAGUGCGAGUGAAACCAGAAAAUGACCACGUAAAAAUAAAACAUGAGAAAGAAAUAAAACUAGAAGAUGUUAAACCCAAGGAAGUUAAACUCGAAAAAGACGUUAAGAAGCAUGCGGCAAUUAAAAUUGAAGAAGAUUCUAUUUCAUUGUCACCUCCACAUCCCAUGUCUAUGUCUAUAGACUGUAACAAGACCAUAGACCUACGGGAUAAACUGGAUAGUAAGAAGGCUGAAUCUUGCAAUGCAGACAAUGACAAGUCUAAGGGUAAAAUUCAAAUAAAGAAUCUUAAAUUUAGUGCAGUAUAUGAGGAGACGGUUAAGAAGGCUGAAGAAGAGGCUAGAAGGAAAGCAGAGAAAUAUGAAGAAGGUGAAUACACAGACUCUUCCAGCAGUACUGAGAAGGAAAUUGUGUGUAACUCACAGUUCCCUAAAACAUCUGAUCCUGGUGGUAUACUUAAGAAACAGGCUGAGGAGGAAUUGAAAAUUGAAAUAAAUGGCGAUUCAAAAUCUGCCUCAAAGAAAAGUAAAAAGUCUGAAAGCUCAACAAAAUCAUCAAGGCGAGAUAGAAGUAAAUCUCCUAAAAGAUCUAGCAGUAAAUCAAGGAGAUCAUCAUCAGCGUCUAGGAAGCGUCAUCAUCGUUCCAGUUCUAAGACGAGACACAGCAGUCGAUCACGACAUCGGUCCUCGUCUCGGUCUCGAAGGAGGUCGAGAUCACGAUCUCGGCGAAGGUCGAGGUCGAGAUCACGACAUAGGACCAGACGGUUGUCGCCUAGACAUGGGGGAAGAAGGAGAUCUAGGUCACCAACCGGCGUUAAGUUAGCAGAUAGUGAAAAGAAACGACUGCUAGAAGUUGCUAGAAGGAAUGCUAUAAACAUGCUCAAGAAUGGCGCGGUGCCCGCCGGGGCCGCUGCUUUGCCGCCGCAUACUAGGAACCAAGUAAUGGCUGCUAUUCAGUCUGGAGGUAAAUCAGUAGAUGAACUGACGGACUUCUGCAAGCACUUAUCCAAGAAAGAAGCGCUGGGUGAAUUAUCGUCUGUCUCAUCAAACGACGAUGAUAUGAGUGAGAACGAAGACACGCUGGCAUUCCACCAUCCCUUCCUUGUUAAGGAGAAGGCUCCUAUUGUUAUGAAUAUAAGGGGAGGAGCUCCACUGCCAAUAAAAACGAAUCCCCUCCCUAUAGCCAACAAGGAGGAGCUAAGGCUUCAGUUCCCCGUGUCUUCCGGCUCACAACACAGAGAGAAGGCAUCUGAAUGGGUGCCCGUCUCACCACCUAAGAAGGAUAUGCAAGUAGCAAAGCUCAACUCCACUAGUUCUAAGACAAAAGCAAUCACUGCCUCCACUCCCUCCACAACAAACACAUGCACAGAUAUUGCCAAAAUAUCUGAUAGAUCUUCAAGUCCGCCUGCGUAUAUGAAAAGUUUCACUUCUGGUAGUCAGCUGAACUCAGUGCCUGCAAUACCUGUGUUGCCAGCUCCGGGUCCCCAAGCUUACCCUCCGGGCGUAGAUGCACAGAAGAUGCAAGACGUGGCGUUGAUCGUGUCGCAGAAACUGUCCUUAAUUCGCAAGGAACAGGAAGAGAGUGAACUGUUUACUACACAUGGGUUUGGUUGGUCAGCGGGUGAAUCAUCACUUGGUCAGUUCACCGGUUCAACAGGAGCUCAGAUAUUAACGCCGAGGGAACUAGCAAGUGGUACACAAGCGUGGGCCAAAAAGCUGAUUGCCUCGCCGGUCGGGAUUUGCGGUCACAGCGCGUGCGACCGUUCGGUCAGAACUUAUAAUACAUGUCGUAUUAUACUUUCUGACCCUUUUCUAUUAAAAACUGUGAUGGUUGCAACAACUUGACUUUUUUUAAUGUUAUCCUUGUAUCACUGUUUUGUCAAUGAGCUAUAUUGUAGCACGAUUUUUUUAUGUAUAUGUAUUUUAUAUUAACUAAAAGCUAUUACAAUGCUUGGUUUUAAAGGAAAGACGCUAUGAACUAUUGGAAAUUCUUUGCUUAAGCUAUUUCUGUGGAUGCCCUUUUUAUCUUACACUUGCAUUUUUCUACAGAUUGAACUGUUUUCUCUUUUUAUUAUUACCAUGUUUAAAAUGGGAUUUUGGAACUAUUUCCAUUUGCACACACAAUUCUAAUAUUUAUUUUUAUAAUAACUAUCGUGAGACACUAAAUUAACGCAACGUACAUACGUACGUAAUUAACGUAUGUGCACGCUGCUCACGAUGAAGUCCCUCUGUGACUCGAUACUAGUAAAGCUUUUGUCAGUAUACUUACGUGAGUAAACCGUUAUUUUUAGCUAAUGUAUUGUUCUUAUUCGUGAAUGGAAUUAUCAAAAUUUUAUCAGUACUUCAGUAGUUUUGAAUAUUACACAGAACAUAUCUUCUUUACAGUAGUUAAUUAACACGUAUCAAGUAUCAAUAUAAAAUGUAUUUCAAGCUAGUUAAAAAAAAUAACAUAUUUAUUAUAUUAUAUAGAAUUGCUUUGGCUACACUCACACUUGAAAAUUUAUCCAAAUAUAUAAUUACUCAAGCUAUUAUCCUCUCUAUAUAAUUAUUAUGUAAUGUAACCUCACUGAAUGUUGCUGCAACCAUUACGCGACCUCGUUAUUCCCUGUUCGUGUAACUUGGGAACUUUAAAGUUCGCAUGUUACACCGCACUACUCUUCUAACGUGAUGGUAAUUCUCAUGCCACGCCCCCCUUUGGCAUGUUAAUCAUCAUUACCAAAGAUUGCGUACAGAUAUUCAGUUUUCCCCUUGGUUGUGACUGACUUAUUUCACUUGUUUAUUUAUUUUAUUUCUGACCUACUUUUCAAGUAUUUUUAUUAAGUGUGGCAUUGGGCCAAAAUGCAAACCUUUUUCAAUAUUAUAUUGUUGUUGUUUUGCAUUGUUUUAGUUUCCAUUUUGUUCGUUUAAGUUUGAUUGUCGUUGGAUUUAUUUAUUCAACUUUAGUUUUGUCCUUGACUUUGUAUACAAAGAAUUUAUUGUCUAGGACUCUUGGGCGGACAUGUAGAAUCUUGAAUUUAUAAAUGAUAUUGGUCAGUCUUCAAAUUAUAAUGAAAAAAGUCCAUCGAUUCUUUGAGCUAUCCUAGAAGGGCGAAAAUAGCUUACAGCCACUCCCAAACAUUUGUGCAAAGCUAUGUGCGAAGUUUUGCACAACUUACCAUAAUGUACAAGCGAUUCGCGUCUUUAUAAACAUUAAAAAGAUACGUUUUCGUGAAAAAAUGCGAUGCAUUGAUGGCUCAAAGAAAAGUGGCCAAGAUGGGGAAUUCAUGAAUAUUUGUUGCAGCUUUUAAGUGAUAAGGAGAUGCGUGCACUUCGAUGUCUACGAUGAUAGGUGCUAACCUUACAAUGUAUUCAAAGAGGUAAGUAUAAUAUGGGAGGGGGUGAAAUAAAUACUCAGACAAAAAUGAACUUUAUAUGUUGUGUACACUGAGUGCAAAUUUGAUAAAUAUGAUAUCUACUACUAGCAGACUCUGCAAUAUUAUUGAAAAUUGGGUUACAAUGCGCUGGUUUUGGUGUUUUAAGAGAAUACUUCAACAUUUUUCUUCGAAAAUAGUCUUAAAAUACAUUAAAAAUCAUAAUAGUUCUCAUAUAAACAAAUUAAUUAAUACUCACGAUUGUCAAUGCAUUGUCUAAUGUUGUGAAAUGUAUAUAGGAUCAACUCGUGCGUGCUGCGCCCGUUGAAGGAGGCAUGGGCAUGCACUUACUUCAGAAAAUGGGCUGGACGCCCGGCCAAGGGUUGGGUAAGGAAGGUACUGGGACGCUUCAGCCAUUACUGCUCGAAGUUAAGCUUGAUA